UGAGCCGCCUGGUGGAGGCCGUUAGCAACCAGCUCUGUCGUCUUCACCCGGUGGCCACGUGGUCCAGGGCGACCGUGAGGACUCGCUGGUCAUUCAUUCUCAAGGAUUAUGUGGCCAUUAGAGAGGCAGUGCUGGCCGACCUGAGGGUGAUGGCUCAGACCAACAACCAUCUCUUUGAAUUGACUCAGUGGUGCUGGCCAGACUCUCCCUUCAGUAAAGGGUCUGUCAUUGGUACAGGUGGGACAAGGACAGACCCUUUAAGUUCAGUGUCCCGGAGGAGCAGCAGGGGUCUGCCUCCUCCUCCUCCUCUUCUUCCUCCAGACAAUGAACAGCUUUGCCCCUCAUCCAGUGCUGUUGGUCCUUCCCUCGCUCCAGCGCCACUCCCCUCUUCUGUUCAGCCACCUCCUCUGCCUGGACUACUUGUACCCAGGACCAGAACCUACAGGAAGAGGAAGCUGCUGUGGCAGAGCGGGGGCUGCUGCCUGGAGGAAAAACCCACCAGCUGCCAACAUCAUACAUCUGCAGCAAGUGUGUCCAACCCAGAAGGAUUGACACUGACCUCACUCACAUUGCAGGUGUGUCACACUGUGACUGUUGGUGGAAAGACUGUGGAGGAGUGGAGGGAAGAGAUGAAGAGAAGACUGGAUGACAACUUUUUCUAUCUUUAUUUAUAACUUUUAAUUGACAUUAUUUAGUGCAAAGACUUGACAUUGACUGUUUUCCUUGUAAAAAUGUUGUAAAUAGUUUCCAUUGGGCACAAUGCUGUUACUGUAUGUAAGAAUGAAUCUGUAAUUUGUGCUUUCUUUUAUUGUUGACUGAGUAUGUUUUUUCAUAUUUACCAUCUGCCUCGUGAUGAAUCUAACGGGACACUUUGGUGAAUUAGUGUUUUCAUUAUUUAAAUUGGUAAGUACAUAAGACAAAUUAGAAAAGCACAAACACUAGUAUCCAUCUCUAGAUCCUGUAUUGUCACUGUUGAAGGACGGCCACAUUUAAACAUUUCUAUCAUGUUUGUUGUUGAUUAAAGCCAACAUAGAAAGUCUUGUGAUUAAUUACAAAUCAGGAAGAACUUCAAUGCGUUGUGUGAUUUCUCUACUGUACGUGCUGCUACUGUUAAAAUUCACACCAGAC
Messenger RNA from Seriola aureovittata, 1128 nucleotides. Its product is annotated as putative Polycomb group protein ASXL3. The transcript is spliced from 2 exons. Lineage: Eukaryota; Metazoa; Chordata; Actinopteri; Carangiformes; Carangidae. Bases 150 to 674 code for a protein of 174 amino acids. The record is from RefSeq and is a predicted model, not a curated record.